This is a messenger RNA of Lepisosteus oculatus (spotted gar), 7657 nucleotides long. Its product is annotated as stromal interaction molecule 1. Gene Ontology annotation, biological process: intracellular calcium ion homeostasis; activation of store-operated calcium channel activity; store-operated calcium entry. Gene Ontology annotation, molecular function: calcium channel regulator activity; calcium ion binding; protein binding. The record is from RefSeq and is a predicted model, not a curated record. Lineage: Eukaryota; Metazoa; Chordata; Actinopteri; Semionotiformes; Lepisosteidae. Gene Ontology annotation, cellular component: plasma membrane; endoplasmic reticulum.
CGCCGAGUAAAAUUUGGCAAGGCAAAGCCGGUAGAGCAGGCUUCCUCCUGUGCGGUAGGUGGCGCUGCGAGAGCCAAGCGCCACUCCAGCCUUCUGCGGUUUCUUGGCGCAGACGGGCACUGAGGUCCUGCCUAGUCGGAGCUGCAGCGGAGCCCCUGCAGGAGUUACAGCAAUUCAAUUAGGAACUAGAGCGCGUAGCAAUUAGAAAGGGAAAAGAAAAUUCUCCACCCCCGAGCGGAGGUGGGAAUAGUAAGCAGACCAUCGGCACAGACAGCAACUUGAAUCGGUGUUAGCCGAGGGGCCUUCCAGUAUUUGCCAGAUUGCGAGCUUUUGCAGGACUGUGGCUAUCCGAUUUACAGCCGCUGGCUGGGAGGCGCAAGUGUAUCUCUUAGCCCGGGGGAAGCGGCCUGUCGCCCAGCUUGACCGGCUUCGCGACUGGAUCUCUGAACCCUCGGGAGAAUCAGCGGAGGAAAUCGCCACCUUCCACGCGUGAUUUGUCCCUUUGCAGAUGGAGUACAGAAGGAGUUCUGGGAGUCUGUGCGAAGUGAAGACGUGCCUCUGAGUUAGAAAAAUCAAAACUCGUCGGACCCGAGGACAGUCAGAAACGCACCCCGUGCGAGGCAUCUGAACGGUAAAUCUCCUUUUUAAAUACGUUGCACGGAGGAACACGCUUGUAUCAUUAAGGACUUUGAAAGCGAGAUCUCCGGGAGGGUGAGACCAAGAGAGACACUUGCACCCCGGAAAACUACCAGAAGGAUAUUGCUUAUAUCUCAAAUCACCCUGGACCAAACACUUAAGAGCGAGUCUGGAUUUUAUGUGGUUUAUCCGAUGAAGCCAUAUUAAGCACUUGAGUACACAAUGGAUUUCAGCAAAUUAGUGACCCUUUGGAUUGUGUUCCUGUGUCUCUUGGGCGAAAGCCGGGCAGAGAAGCCGCAGCCAGCGGGCCAGUCUCAUGCAGAACAGCAAGCAGAAUACGGAGUCUCAGAGCUCUGCCGCAUUGACGAGGCCCUGUGCCAGGAUGAGAAUACCAACCUGAGCUUUGAAGCGAUCCGCAGCAUCCACAAGCAGAUGGACGAUGAUGCCAAUGGAAACGUAGACGUGGCAGAGACCGACGGGUUCCUGAGAGAAGAUCUGAACUAUCACGAUCCUAAGGCCAAGCACAACAGCUUCCACCGAGAGGACCAGUUUAUCAGCGUUGAGGAUCUCUGGAACUCCUGGAAGGCUUCAGAAGUGUAUAACUGGACUGUGGACGAGGUGGUGGAGUGGCUCAUCACCUAUGUGGAGUUGCCGCAGUAUGAGGAGGCCUUCAGAAAGCUUUUGCUCAAUGGCAGUGCCAUGCCCCGGCUGGCUAUGAAGAACGCUACUCUGACAGGCUCCGUGCUGAAGAUCCAGGAUCGCAGUCAUGUGCAGAAGCUCCAGCUGAAGGCCCUGGACACUGUGCUGUUUGGAGCACCGAUGAUGAACCGACACAACCACCUAAAGGAUUUCAUGCUGGUGGUAUCCAUUGUCAUCGGGAUGGGUGGUUGCUGGUUUGCUUACAUCCAGAACCGCUACUCCAAGGACCACAUGAAGAAGAUGAUGAAGGAUCUGGAGGGACUACAGAGAGCAGAGCAGAGCCUGCAUGACUUACAGCAAAAGUUACAAAUUGCACAGGAGGAGCACCGCACAGUGGAGGUGGAGAAGGUUCACCUGGAGCAAAAGCUGAGAGAUGAGAUAAACUCUGCCAAGCAGGAAGCACAGAGGCUGAAGGAGCUGAGGGAGGGCACUGAGAAUGAGCUGAGCCGGCAGAAGUACGCCGAGGAAGAGCUUGAACAGGUGCGUAUGGCCUUGAAGAAAGCCGAGAAGGAGCUGGAGUCUCGGUCUGGCUGGAAUCCCCCUGAUGCUCUUCAGAAGUGGCUACAGCUCACUCAUGAGGUGGAAGUGCAGUACUACAACAUCAAGAAGCAGAAUGCUGAGAAACAGCUACUCAUUGCCAAGGAAGGAGCGGAGAAGAUUAAAAAGAAGAGGAAUACACUCUUUGGGACCUUCCAUGUUGCUCACAGCUCCUCACUAGAUGAUGUGGAUCACAAAAUCCUGUCAGCAAAACAAGCCCUGGGCGAGGUCACGGCCGCUCUCCGGGAGCGACUGCAUCGCUGGCAGCAGAUCGAGAUCCUGACGGGCUUCACCAUCGUCAAUAACCCUGGACUACCCUCUCUGGCCAAUGCCCUCAACCUUGACCCCAGCUUCAUGGGCGGCCGCCCCACACCCCAGCACUUCAUCAUGACUGAUGAUGUGGACGAUAUGGAUGAGGAAAUGAUGUCACCGGGCACUCUGCAAUAUGCCGCCUGGCUAAUGAACCAUCAAGCGAGCGACCCCUGGUCCGUCAGCUCGGACAACCACUCCCUGUGGAAAUAUUCCGCUCCCAGUAUGAUGUCGCUACGGCAACGCCACAUUGAUCCUCAGCUGGCCAUGGGCUCUCAGAGGUUGGUAGAGGGCAGUUUUGUGGCAGGGCACCAGGGAGAGGGCAGCUCCUACCCCGUGAAAUCGAAGGCAGCCCUGAGGCAGGGGCGCAGUCUCUCCUUCGGGCAGUUUGAGGCUUUCGGAGGCGCUGCCCCUCUGUCGUCUGCCGUUUCUCACCCUUCCAUCAUUUGCUCCUCCUCUUCCUCGUCUUCUGGUGGCUCGUCUGCCCCUCACUCCACAUUGCUCCAUCACUCCCCUCAUUUCCAGCCCAUGGACACCAUCCCUGACCUCCCUCCUCCGGACGUCACCUCGGGGUUGCGCCAGCGAUCUGGGAGCUUCGGGGAUCUUAAUCGGUCGGACUCCGAUUCGUCCCUGUCCCUGUCUCAGCCGAGCGAGCAGCAGCAGCGGCUGUCCAUGUCUUAUGGCUCGAAGGGCCACCCCUUGAAGCCUACAUCCCUCCUCCACGGCGGCAGCGGCGGCGGCGGCGGCCCCCGCGGGGACGAGCCGGCCGCCCUGCACGGCCUCACUCCCAACGGGGGGAACCGCCUCCAGGAGGGAGUGCAGUGGGCGGAGUGCCUGGGGGACAGCCCCCUGGUGAUGAAGAAGAUGUACGCCCACGGCAUGGAGAAGUCGGCCAGCCUGGGGGAGAUCAACAGCGCGCUCGCCGGGCUGUCGCAGUCCGAGUCCUCGCGCUCGCUCAGCCCCACCUCCACCGACCCCGACACACCCUCCCCGUCGGCGGAUACGAGGCCCGGGAGCGGAGCAGGCAAAAGCAGCCGCAUCCCUCAGCUCUCCAGCAAAAAGAGCCCCCUAGAGGAAGACAGUGGUUCCACGGGCGAAGAGACCGACUCCACCGCCAGCCGCAAGAAACACACCUUCAAGAUCUUCAAGAAGCAGAAGAAGUAACGUCCUGCUGGCACAUGGCAACACGGAGGAGGGGUUUUUGGUUUUUGUCUUUGUUUUAUUAGUGUUUUUUUUUUUCAAAGAGCGGGAAUGUCUCAUUUUUUUUUAAAGACCUGUGUGCCGAUUUCUAAUGGCACUGACAGUUGUCUUUUACAGGUACUUCUUUUUCCGAGGAACUGUGGGAGCAACCAGCAAUUUAAGGAUAUAUUUUUUUUUGUUAUUUCUUGUUUUGUAAUUAAAAAGAUAGGGGUCAAGUGGGUUGCACAUGUAAAGCGCUAUUUAUUCUGCAGGAAACGGUGCCAGUCUUUUAAUGAAAAUCCUACUCUGUGAUUUAAUUUUUUAUUAAAUGUUUUUAGUUUGCAUGUCUUCAUAUUUGUUUGAUUGAAAUUUUAACGCUAUUCGAUGUUUGCUAGGUUCUUGUCCUUUUUCCGCUUUGCAAUCAGCACGAGAUCUUGCAAUGAUUUUCUUCCCUUUAGUAUAUGUUUUAAUUACCGAGAAGCAAACAUGAUGGUGGCUUAGGCAAUCCAUUAAUCAGUGAAGAAGAGUGCUAACCGAGCUACUAAAUUUUUAAAAGAUGAGGAAAAUCACAUUUCAAAGGGCUGAAUGUUGCUGUUAAAAUAGCUCCUUGAAUGUCCCAGUGCUGAAUUCUGAUGAAUCUGCUCAUCACUAUGGACCAUAAUCUCUCUGUCCUGGAAUGACUUGUAUUUGGAAAGAAUGUGGGACUGCUUAAAAAAGUUCCAGGGGAUCACUUUCAAGUCAAGACAGGUCUUCAAAUGAUGAUGGUCUUCUCAUUAUGAACAACAGGCAGUGUUUCUUUGUCUUCAAAAACUGGACUCUUUCCUGUCCCUCUGGCUGAAAACUACUGCCUGAAUUUACCACCAAGCCCUACUGAUAGCACUCCUGACCACAGCAGCUCUAUCCAGUCAAAGCCCAGGGGUCCGUGAUGCAGGAACUUAUUAACAACUGAAACUGCUCCGCUGUUUGCUCUUAACUCUUCUAUGCAUGCCUGAAAUCUAACUCCUAAAUCAUGCGCUUUUGAGUACCUCUUGCUUUCAAAGAGUGAUGCAAAGUUUGAGGUUAACAUGGUCAGAAGAAGCUCAUCUCCUUCAUGAAAAGCAAGAGCACUUUUGGAAACAUUUUUAUUUCUCCCCUCUCCUCAAACACAGAAACCAUUCUUUGGAAAGGUUUGAGAAUUCACUGCUGCCUUUUUGAAACCAGUAGCAAAGAAACUAUUAUUGGGAUCAGAGUUGGGAUUAGAGCUCUGUUGUGAAAAGAGACUGUUCUGUCAAUCUUUAACCCAUUAGGUUUAAGACUCUGUACUGGGAUAUACUGAAGUACUGUGCGGUGUUGACUGGGCUCCUUCCAGCAAGUAUAGAACAGCUACUGCUCAUGCUUGGUCUUUAGAUAAUUCUGCAUCUUCCUGCAGUCAACAUUAUUGGACCUCACAGAUGAAUCACGACGUGUUUCUUGCCAAGGGCUCAGAUGACAAGUGCAGUGAGAAGGGUGAUCAUUGAAAACCCUCUUCAGUCCAUUAAAUAAUUCCGAUGUGUGAUUGAGCAGCAGCCUAUUCUCUGCUGGCAUUGAGUUCAAAAGUGCCUCUCAAUGGAGCUGUGUUUUCUUGAGUAUUUUUGAAAGCCCAAACCUUGUUCAGUAUCAAUGUUGACUAUUACUUUAAUGAUUACCUGAUGGUAUUUCACCUGAUUGUAAUGGAGUGGAGUAUGUCUAUGUACUCAAUAUAGGAAACAUGAUUUGAAAUUGAGUAAUGCUGUAACUGGGAAUUUAAAUUUUGGGGAAUUAGUUACAACUGGGAUUUUUUUUUUUGGUUCAUGUUAAAUGCCUCCAUCUUUUAGUGAUGACGACCCGACUAAAUUGUCUAGCAGUCCUAUGAUAGAUCUAUAAAGAUUCAGAUCAUUUGUACAGGACAAAAAGUGAAAAAAAAUAUCCUGGAAAAGCAUGCCCACACAAAAGCAGUCAACUCUGCCAAUAUACAUAUAUCUUAUGUAUAUGCAAGCUGUAUCAAUAAAAGUAUAAUUGCUUAUAGAAAAUCGAAGGUGUUAAAAAACUUCCAGAAUUAAUACAAAAGUCUUUCUUUUAAAAUGUUUCAAGUAAGUUCCCCUAAAAGAAAAAAAUAAUCUGUUAACAUAGCCCAUGGUUGGCCACAUAUUUGUUUUUUCUUGAAAUCAAAACAAAGAUUGCUGUGGUCAAAACAAUUAGAGCUUCAUAACAUAUUUCAUUGUGGAUAUAAACACACAAAGGGAUACCAGAGAGGAAACUAUUUUUCUCAGUCUGGGUUCAGCGGCUUGAAAGAACUAACAAAUAAGGGAAGGGGGAGGAAAAUGUGGGUACUUCUAUAAACAAGGGUGAUAUAAAGGAGUUGGAACUAGGCUAAAUAUUGUUCACAAUGUAGUAAAGUUUUAUACUUCAGAUACUGAUUUUAAUCGUACAUCUCCAUGUUCUCCGAGUUCUGUCACCUGUAUCCUACACUGAGUGGAUCUAGAACCAGCCUGCUGGGUUCCAGAGGGAUUGAUAAUGAGGUGCUUUUUGUUUGUAGUAUGCUUCCUUUCUCUUCUAUAAGCUUUCCAGGGUACAAUCAAAUCCUAAAACACAUUUUCUCUAAUGACUCUCUUCAGGUAGCGCGGGUCAAGAUGAAUCAGGGGCCAGAUGGCCACUCAAAAGUUGUUAGAUCUGAGAUCAUUAAGUGAAUGCAUGCUGAGUGGAGGCAGCAUUACUCGAAUGUCUUUUCACUCACGUAGCUUUGAAGUCUGUCAUGGUGCGUAUUUGACCCCAGUGUUACAUGCACUAGGUGGUGUGGGGAAAAUGAAAAUAGUCAUGAAUUUGCUAACAUUUCUUUGGAUUAAUAGUCCUUGUAACUGCAGCUGAUGUCCCUGCCCUACAUGAAAAGCGUGUUGUGUAAAAGAAAUGUGCAUAGUUUAAAUGUGCGUCACUGUUGCAGAGCUGCCCAGUAACUCGAUCGGUACGUUUGCAGCUGUACCAAUUAAGCCUGUCGGCACCUGAACUUGAUCUUGGCUGUUCUGAAGUGCUAAAUUAGGGGCAGACUGAGUAGACAGUCAGCAGUGUGCGAACAAGGGAGUGGGUGUACUACUAAUUAAACUCAGCUCACCCUCUCCGCUUUCUAACAGAUUUGUCGUAAGAUAUGUAAAAUUGUACCUGUUUGCCAUUAACUCACAAACUGGAACACAAGCUGACAAUUACUAUAGAGAAAAAGUGAGCAUAUGGCCCAUGGUGUGACUAAAGGCUUGGUCAUAACACGCCUUUUUUGGUCUUUUCAUAAAAGAAUGUCCUGGGCGUUUUGAUUGUGACCCAGACCAAGACUCUCUUUUGUAAACACUUCAAGAAGCUUUCCAAGUCUCUUUCCAGAGAUGGACACAAGCACAGAAAUGUACCCUGGACAUGCUCGUAUACAGUAUGCCAUGUCUUGCACAUCGAGCUGCUGCAAUUGGAUUCUCAAAUGUGGGGCUAGAAUGCCUCUGAUUUACCGACUGAGAUUCCUCUGGCAAUCCGACACACACAGUGAGUUGCAUGUCUAUAUAUACACAUACUUAUGGCAGAUCCUUUACAUUAAGCGCAUUGCACUGACUACAGUAUACAGGCCCUGACAGGAAAUGGUCAUUUCUAACAUACACUUAAGCAAGGGGUGGUACUGUGCCUUUUGAGUUCAUGAAGUUCCUCAAAUGUUGCCUUCAGUGCUAACUUGCACUCCAUUUAAAUGUGGAAACCAAAGCAGGGUUCUUCACUGGGCACGACCUGUUUGCUGAAAAGAGAUUUUCUGCACAGUGCUUAACUGUGGAGUCGUAACAAAAAGUGACCAUUUUUCAUCUGGAUGAUCAUGGUUUCUGGUGAAAGGCAAAACAAAAAAUUGCUCAUAUUUUUAAUUAAUAUCUUCCUGUUUUUACAAAGGUAUAAACUGUAACAGUGGCAAUUUAUAAAAUGUAAUUUGUACCACUUUUGCACGAAGAACCUGUAACAUGAUAAUGCUGUCAGAUGGUCUUUGUCCAUCUGUCUGUCCCGUUAACUGUUGAUGCUCUUUGUCCAUGCAUGCAGCCUCUGUGACAGCUGGACGGGUUAGGGGGGGAGACCAAUAGGAGGAUAAGACCUAUUCUUCCCCUCUUGCCCCUCUCGACAAAAACGGGGAAAAAAAACCCUUUAAAAACACUUUUUCAGCUUCUGUUAAUGAGAAACUAUAUCUUUGUACAGAAAAAAAAAAGUUUUGCAUCUUCUUGUAAGAUUCUGGACUUCUCUUCUCCAGAUCCUCAUGGCACUCCUGCAUGAAAGCAAUAAACUAUUUUGAAUGAAA